Bacillus rossius redtenbacheri is the source of this 3670-nucleotide messenger RNA. Its product is annotated as piggyBac transposable element-derived protein 4-like. The record is from RefSeq and is a predicted model, not a curated record. The transcript has 2 exons. NCBI's taxonomy places the organism in Eukaryota, Metazoa, Arthropoda, Insecta, Phasmatodea, Bacillidae. Bases 628 to 2115 code for a protein of 495 amino acids.
UCAAGCCUCACUCGAGCGCACGUUUUCAUGGACUAACAUGUGCUUGCUCGAGCGAUAAACGGGCUUGGAUUGCCGGGCGUUCUUUCCACAGUCGUCGUAGUACUAUCGGUUGCCGCUAGAUGGCAUCUGCUGUACUGUUUUACGUUUGAAGCUGCUUCGGGCGUGUUUCAUCGUGCCAGGGGAAUUACCGCGGUUUUGUUGCAGUAGAAAUGGCAAAGAGAUCGCGCGAGAGUGACGAAUUUUUUGAACAUGAAGAAUUUUAUGCUUCUUCUGGUUCAGAAGCUGAUAACUGCAGUUCUGAUUCUUUGUAUGAACCAUCUGAAUAUUCUGACACAUCAGGUUUGUAUGCAAUUAUUCAAAACCUGCCGAAUGAGCUUGAAACUUGUUUUACCUAUGUAUAAAAAUUAUUAUUUUUGUACAUAUCUUACCCAGGAUGUUUUUUUAUUACAGAUGAAGAUUUUGCAAAAAUAAGGAAACAGAAGAGCAGUUUUACACGGAAAACGGGACUUUCACAAGCUCGUCCAUCACAGACACCUGAUACAGUUACUGAUAGUGCUUCGUAUUUUUUUCCCCUUGUGUAUUGUAGAUAUUUUACAUUAGCUCUUGGACCCUUACAUGUAAAUGUGAAUGUCACAUUAUUAUUUUUUAGAUGAAGAUGAUGUUCCGCUAGUCCACAUUGCGCAGCUGAGCAAUGCGAAUAGACAAGACCACUCGGAUAAACCUAGCACAAGUAACGUUUCUGAUUCCAAUACAAGAACACGAUUACUAGCAAAUGAAAAACCUGGAGUCAAUCGCUGGGUAUCAAUGGACAACCAACCACAGCUGCCUGUUUUUGAGGAAGCAUCUGGCAUUCUUAUCGACAUUGAUGAAACUUCCGAUGAACUUACCCGUUUCUCUAAUUUUUUUGGCACAGACGUCAUAAAAAAUAUAAAGACUGAAACAAAUCAAUAUGCAGGUACCAUGAUUGACAAAAUGAAACGGGCAAAAAAAUUGAAACCAAAUUCAAUGUGGCAGCGUUGGACUACGGUCAAGCUUCAAGAAAUAUAUUACUUCUUUGCAGUGAUCAUUCACAUGUGCUUGGUCAGGAAACCCAAGAUAACAGAUUAUUGGUCAAAUGACAACAUAAUGCACACUCCAUUUCCUGGGCGUCUCCUUAGCAGAGACAGAUUCCGGUCAAUAUUAUUCAUGUUACACAUAAAUGACAAUGCUACUUACGUACCAAGAGGGCAAGAAAAUCACGACCCUCUACAUAAAGUCAGGCCGUUUUUCAAUCAUUUUGUCCGUCAAUGUAAGGCCUGUCUUUAUCCAUCAGAAAACCUGACAAUUGAUGAAGGAAUGUGUCCUUUUCGAGGACGUUUACACUUCCGCGUUUAUAUAAAAAAUAAACCUCAUAAGUAUGGUAUAAAGUUAUAUAUUCUUUGUGACACCAAUACAGGAUAUGUCCUAAACUGUGAGGUUUAUACUGGUGGUGCUGGAAGUGUGGAAAACUCUAUUGAGAGUCUUGUCCGGAGAGUGUGUCAUGAUUAUUUUCAUAAGGCGCACACAAUUUACAUGGACAGAUUUUAUUCAAGUCCUACAUUAUUCUAUAAGUUAUGGGAUGAAAAAACCCUGGCUGUGGGUACGGUACAAAAAAACCGCAAAGGCUUGCCACCUGAACUGAAAUGCAAAGAACUUGCAAGAGGUGAAGCAAUUUUUCGCAGGUGCGGUCCUUUGUUGGCUGUAAAGUGGAAGGACACACAUGAUGUGUACUGCCUCUCCACAAAGCACAAAGCCACAUGCAGUGAAGUCACUGUAAGAGGUAGAGGUGGCUUAGUUGCUAAAACCAAACCCGAUGUUGUACUUGACUACAAUAUAAACAAAACUGGUGUUGAUCAUGUUGAUCAAUUACUCAGUUACUACCCCUUUCAAAGAAAAUCAAUGAAAUGGUGGAAGAAAAUUUUUUUCCACCUUUUUUUGAUGUCAAUCAUAAAUUCAUUCAUUUUGUUCAAAAGAUCCAGGGCUGAUGGCAACAAAACAAGUUUGGAAAACUUCAUGAGAGCUCUCGGGAACCAGCUGGCUUCAUAUGGUGCUACCGAUACAGACGUUCAAUCAUCAUCAUCCUCAUCCACAGAUUGAUUGUCUGCUCGACAUUUUCCGAAGAAAAUUCCACCAACCGAAAAAAAACUCAACCCUACCAGAUACUGUAAAGUAUGUUCCGAUGUAGGCAAAGCCAACAGUGGAAAACGGCUGAGGAAGGAAACUCGUUGGUGGUGCGAAGACUGUGGCUUUGCUCUGCGCGUGCCAGGGUGCUUCCAAAAGUUCCAUACUGAAUCAAAAUUUUCAUAAACAUAACCAAAUAAAAAUUAUUUACGUAUUCAUAUAUUGGUAUUAAUUUGGAAAUGUGAAAUAAAUGUUAACUUAACUGGAUUUAAAUAAAAAUUAUAGCAAUGAAUACUAUUAAGUGUGUAAGAGAAAUUUUUUUAUUUAUGUAAAACAUAGUUUAUUAUAAAAAAUAAAUUAUCAGUAACUAAAAGAGAUAAAAUCAUGUUUUAAAGUGUAUUAAAAAUUGUAAAAUCUAAAGUUUUUUAUCGUGUAAAAAGUAUUUUUAGUACCAUAUAUGUUAUUUAAAUUAAAAAAAUGGAAAACCAUAAAAAAAACCUAGUAUUCAGUGAUUUAAACCAGUCAUAAGCAACAGACUCGAAUGUGUUAACUUGGAUACGUGAUUAUGGAACUUUUACUACAUUAUCAAUUGGUAGACAAAACAAUGACAAUUUGUAGUCAACAGAAUAAAAUUCAUGUAAAAUAUUUAGUUUAGGUGCAUCUGCCUUGCAUCAUACGUGUGUGCUCUGUUUACUCGCCAUAUUUGAAGUAACGGCCGUUCUAAGCACAUUAAAUUUACAUGUUCAUGAAUAUAAUAUCUUACAUAUACAUUUACUAUUUACAAUACUAUUUACGUCGUCCACCAGCACUUAAAAUUAGGUUAGGAAAAUUGAAAAGCCAUAUUUAGCUCUCGCUGUAUGAACGCACAUUAUACAUUUACAAAAAGAAAAUAACAGUUUCUUACGUGUGGAAAGUUAAUCCACCACAGCUGCCGAAUCUAUUAGUGUAACCAAAAGCUGCACAAGCUUUCACCAUCACGUGUAUUCAGCGAUAAAUUAAAAUGGUGCCAUUCAAAACAAUGUAAGCAUUCACAUUUUUGCCACCACUAGCUCUAUCCUUGUCUUUUAACAUCGUCUGCUAGGUGCUUCAUGUUUGCUUCCACACUUCCACUCCAUAGUCGAUUACCUCCAUGGUCUGGGCAGAGCGUUGAGUGUGUUAUACUGUGCAUGCGCAGCUCAGAGAACAGAGAGAGCCAGCCGGCGGCUACGCCGCACCGUAACAACAGCUGAUCGAGUAUAAUGACCUUUCUCCGCGCACGGCGCGCGAUUGACUGUAAAUUCCCAUCAAUUUGCGGCCUUUUUUUUUUUAAUUUUUUUUACUGUGGCACAAUGCGUAUGUGUAAUGUAGCCCGUAUUUGUUCUGAACGCUGCAGGAUGCGACUGUAUUUUAAUUAACUUUAACGUAUUUUUUACAAUUUUUCAUAUUUUUAAACUUUUCUUUCUUUUGAAAAUCUGUACGUACGACCGAGGUGUACGUACGAACCGGGGGCCGCGAGCGAGGUUUUACUGUAGUUGGGAACACUUGAUGAACG